Messenger RNA from Cariama cristata (Red-legged seriema), 5250 nucleotides. RefSeq names its product protein tyrosine phosphatase, receptor-type, Z polypeptide 1 (gene PTPRZ1). The record is from RefSeq and is a predicted model, not a curated record. Gene Ontology annotation, molecular function: protein binding; protein tyrosine phosphatase activity. The transcript has 15 exons. The annotation marks the transcript as partial. Gene Ontology annotation, biological process: peptidyl-tyrosine dephosphorylation. Lineage: Eukaryota; Metazoa; Chordata; Aves; Cariamiformes; Cariamidae.
UUUGCAGCUCAGAACCUGAAAAUGUUCAAUCUGAUCCAAAGAAUUAUACUAGUCUUCUUGUUACAUGGGAAAGACCUCGGGUUGUAUACGACACCACAAUUGAGAGAUUUGCUGUCUUUUAUCAACGAUUGGAUGGAGAAGACCAGUCUAAGCAUGAGUUUCUGACAGAUGGGUAUCAGGACUUGGGGGCUAUUCUAAAUAAUCUGCUGCCCAAUACAAGUUAUGUUCUUCAGAUAGUUGCUGUUUGCUCUAAUGGUCUCUAUGGAAAAUACAGUGACCAAGUCAUUGUUGAUAUGCCUUUAGAGGACCCAGAGGCUGACCUCAUUCCUGAACUGAGUGAAACUGAAGAAUAUGAGGAUGAAGUUGAUGAAAAGGAAACAGAGGUGGAUGAAGAACCUGCAGUGAUUCCUAGCACUGACAGUACAGUAAACCAAAUGAGGAAAGAUUUCCAGGUGACUACAUCCAGCUACAGCCAAGACCAAAUGGGGACAAAACCCAAUGAAGCUAAAACAAAUAGAUACUUAACAAGAGAAGAAGAAUUGCAGGGUAAGAAUGAUGUUUUCAAAGCAGUUUAUUACUCUACUUCUCCACCUGUUAGUGAAAUUUCUGAAGAAGAGGAAGAUCCUCUUUUGGAAUCCCGAACAAUUACUGGAAUUCCUCCUCAACUCGUUGACUCCACCAAAGGCGUAGAAGAGGAAUACAUAUACCUUUCUUCAGGCACUGAGCCGACAAGAAUAACCGCUACUGGCCAUAGUGACGAAGAUUUCUUAUUGUCUCCUUUUAAACCUCAUCAGGAAUCUGAUGACUUUUGGAGUUCGGUUCUUACCACUUCUUCAGCACAGCUGGUUACAGAGGAGACCUCCCAAGAAGACACCCUUCCUUCAGGAAGCCCAGAUACAAGCAUGCAUGAUGUUCUUUUGCACGGCUCCAUUAAGUACAUUUCAGAAGGCGUAGCAUCCUCAAGCUCCAAUGAGCCUCCAAAGCAGACUUCUUCCACUGACGGAAGUUUAUGGUUUCGGAAUGCCACAGAUCUGACAACGCAAUCUGUUGAUAUAUUGGAUAGCAGGCAAUUGUCUCAGACCAGUUACACUGAUGUUUAUGUAGAGGGAUUAAAGCCAGCUACGGUGCCCUAUUCCAGCAGCCCAGUGGUUUCACAAGACACUUCAGAUGCGGAUUUAGAAUUGCCACAUUAUUCUACCUUUGCUUUCUCCUCUGCUGAAUUAUCACCUCACUCUCUCUCUUCAAGCUCUGGAGAAUAUGGUUCUGCUUCUGCUGCCAGUGAGGUACUCUCUCAGACAACUCAACCAGUCUAUAAUGGUGAGAUACCUCUUCAACCUUCCUACAGUAGUGAAGUGUUUCCUCUAGUCACCCCUUUAUUGUUUGACUCUCAGAUGCUCGACACUACCCCUGCUACAUCAGAUAGUGAUGUGACCUUGCAUGCUACACCUGUAUUUCCCAGUGUUGAUGUGUCAUUUGAACCCACCCUGUCUUCCUAUGAUGAUGUACCUUUGCUUACAUUUUCCUCUGCUUCCUCCAGUAGUAAAAUGUUUCACCGUUUGUAUACAGUUUCUCAAAUGUUUCCGCAAAGUGCUACUCCAGCUGUUGCAAGUGAUAAGGUGUCCCUGCAUGCUUCUUUGACAUUGGCAGAGGGUGAUACAUUAAUACAGGCAAGCCUUGCUCAAUAUGCUGAUGUGGUGUCACAUCAGACUACUCAUGCUGCUUCAGAGACACUGAUAUUUGGUCAUAAUAGAACUCACAUGUUUUCUCAAGUUGAACCAUCCAGCAGUGAUUUAAAUAUGCAUGUACUGUCUACAAUGUCUGAACUUCCUUACGCUUUGUCUAGUAAUGUGGGCUCCCUCCAAAGCUUUACUGUUUCCUAUGACUCCGCAGAAUUUGUGCAUGAUUCUGUUGACGUAUUUCGUCAAGAUCCUUUAUUUAGCGGCUAUAACAAUGUACUGGUGCAUAAACCUUCUUCUGUAAUGUCACAAGCUGAUACUCUGCUGCAGCCUACGCGCUCUCUAUCUAGUGAUAUGGAUUGGUCUGAAGCAUACUCUGGUAGUGAGUCCCUUUUGCCUGAUACAGAUACUUUGACGGUACUUAACGUUUCUUCCUCUGAUUCUGUAGAUGAAAUUACGUAUGAAUCAUCUGGGUUUAGUGAUGUUAAUAAGAUGCUUCAAAAAGGUGAUGUUGUAUAUGGAGAUGAGAGAGAACUGCACAUUUCCUCUUCUUUAAGUGAAAUGGCUUCCAAUGCUGAAAGUAAAGUGAUACCUGAACUUUCUACAUCUGUUUCUAAUAAUGAUGUAAUUAAGCAGAACACGUCUCUGCAAGAAAGCCCACUUCCUGUUUCUAGCACAAAGGGAAUCCUUCCAGUCUCUCUUGCUUUUCCCACUACUAAGAUAUUUGAUCCUGAUAUUAGUAAACUUACAGAAAAUCACCUUUCCGUUCAGCCUUUGCAUGUUACAACUCCAGCCUUUGAUGACACUUUGCUUAAACCUAUGCUUAGUGCGAGCUCAGAUCAAGCUCUCUCUGCCCCUGCUUAUAGCAAAAUGUUAUCCUCGACUCAGCCAUACUUUCAUGAGACCUCAGCUACAUUAAAUAACGAAGUAUUACUGCAAUCCUCCUUCCAGUCUUCUGGCGAUGGCACUCUGCUUAUCACAGCUGCAGUUGUGCCUAGUGAUCCAAUAUUGGCUGAAAGCUCCAGGGUUCAUAAAGAUAGUUCUACAUUUGACCAAAUAUUGCAUCAAAUGGCACCGAGUUCUGCUACAACUGAAACCAUGCUGCAUUCUACAUCUGCACCUUCCGUUGCUGAUAUGUUGCCAAACACUUUUAGUCAGCCCACAGCGUCACUUCAAAGUUUAUCUGUUUCUUAUGCAAGUGAGGAAUAUGUUUCAUCCAGUUUGUUUAACAGUGAAGAUGCUCAGCAGGUUAUGCCUUCAUUGUACAGUAGCGAUGUUUCAUUCCAGCUGACCAGUUUAGAAAAUAUAAAUGCCUUUCCCCCCCAAGCAGCGAAUGCCGUAACAACUCCCUUCCUAACAGGUGAUCCAUUACCACAUGUAGCCACUCCUGCAGACAGCCGUGUCUCUUCAAGUGUUUUUGAAAGAAGUGAGGCUGCCAGUGUCUCUUCAAGUUCUACGCUUGGUUUUGACCCUGUUCAUAUGCCUGCAGUUGUUUCUGAUUCUGAUGUGUCCAUUCAUCAUACUCUUCCUUUACCAAAUGUACAUAUUUCUGUUACGGCUGAUCCACCCAAAAGUGAGAUCCCUGUAACUUUGAGUAGGUUGCUGGUUCCUUCUAGAGAAUCCUCUGGGUUGUCUCCCAGUAUCAUGUCCAGUACCGAUAUGUGGCCUUCUGUAGUUGAGGAUGACUACGAUGAAUAUGACGAUGGCUUCCCUGUAAGUAACUGUAUCUCAUGCACUUCCCAUAGAGAAGCUCAGGAUAUGUUAGUAGAGGAACAAAAUACAAAGGUAAACAAUAACAAGGAUCAGAGUAACCUAAUUAUAAGCUCACAUUCUGAGAAACCUGAAGAAGAAGAGAAAAUUUCAACUGCUGCAGCAGACAGUCAGAUAAACCAUGCCACGGACAGACGUAAUUAUACAUCCAUACCGACUUUGACAGCGAGUGUGAUACCUGAGAAGCACAACGACCCGGCAGUUUUGGAGAACCACAUUCAGACUGCUAGUGUCCCAUUGCAGAACACAUCAGAGUCUAAGUCUUGGGCUGUUUUUACAAGUGAUGAAGAAAGUGGUUCUGGCCAAGGUACCUCAGAUAGCCUUAAUGAUAAUGAAACUUCAACAGAUUUCAGUUUUCCUGACCUUAAUGAGAGAGACACUGAAGGGGCAGUUGAAGCAGGUAACUCAGAAUUAACUCCUGGAUCAUCACAGUCAUCAGCCUCAUCUGUUACUAGCGAUCACUCAUCAGUAUUCAACAUCUCUGAGGCAGAGGCAAGUAAUAGUAGCCAUGAGUCUCGUAUCGGUCUAGCUGAGAGUCUGGAAUCAGAGAAGAAGACAGUUAUACCGCUUGUGGUCGUAUCAGCCCUGACUUUUAUCUGUCUAGUGAUUCUUGUGGGUAUUCUCAUAUACUGGAGGAAGUGUUUCCAGACGGCUCACUUUUAUUUAGAAGAUAAUACAUCACCUCGAGUGAUUUCUGCUCCCCCAGCUCCAAUCUUCCCAGUCUCAGAUGAUGUUGGAGCAAUUCCAAUAAAGCAUUUUCCAAAACAUGUUGCAGAUUUACAUGCAAGUAAUGGUUUUUCUGAAGAAUUUGAGGAAAUCCAGAGCUGUACUGUAGAUCUAGGUAUUACCUCAGACAGCUCUAAUCACCCUGACAACAAGAAUAAGAAUCGAUACAUAAACAUUGUUGCUUAUGAUCAUACUAGGGUUAAAUUAGCACAGCUUGCAGAAAAGGAUGGAAAACUGACUGAUUACAUUAAUGCCAACUACGUUGAUGGCUACAACAAGCCAAAAGCCUACAUUGCAGCUCAAGGGCCACUGAAAUCAACAGCAGAAGAUUUCUGGAGAAUGAUAUGGGAACAUAACGUAGAAGUUAUUGUGAUGAUAACUAAUCUCGUUGAGAAAGGAAGGAGAAAAUGUGACCAGUACUGGCCUGCCGAAGGUAGUGAAGAAUAUGGGAACUUCUUGGUUACUCAGAAGAGUGUUCAUGUGCUUGCCUAUUACACUGUGAGGAAUUUUAGUCUUAGAAACACCAAGAUCAAAAAGGGUUCCCAGAAAGGGAGGUCUAGUGGACGUAUAGUAACUCAGUACCAUUAUACCCAGUGGCCUGACAUGGGUGUUCCGGAAUACACGCUGCCCGUUCUCACCUUUGUGCGGAAGGCAUCGCACGCCAAGCGCCAUGCUGUUGGGCCUGUUGUGGUUCAUUGCAGUGCUGGUGUUGGAAGGACAGGCACAUACAUAGUGUUAGACAGCAUGCUGCAGCAAAUUCAGCAUGAAGGGACAGUCAACAUAUUUGGAUUCUUAAAACACAUACGUACCCAAAGGAACUACUUGGUGCAGACUGAGGAGCAAUACAUCUUCAUUCACGAUGCAUUGGUCGAAGCAAUACUCAGUAAAGAAACAGAAGUCCUUGAAACUCACAUUCAUGCCUAUGUUAAUGCUCUCCUGAUACCUGGACCAACAGGAAAGACCAGACUGGAGAAACAAUUCAAGUUACUGAGCCAGUCUAACACGCAGCAGUGUGAUUAUUCAACUGCACUCAAACAGUGUAACAGAGAAAAGAACCGAACUUCAUCCAUCAUUCCUG